AAUGGUCGCUGAGAAUUGAAAAGGGCGGCACUUCCCUUUCGGGCUCCUCGUCGCCACUCCCACUCCCACCACCUCCGCCUCCUACUCUUCUUCCUCUUCCUCUUCUCCAUCCUCUUAAUCUACUUAAUUCUUUGAUCUCUCUAAUUUAUUUUCUCUUUUAUUUUUCCCUUGCUCUUCUCCUCGUCUUCUCUCUGGAAUCGCACCCCGAACUGUCUUUUACAGCCGCCGUCGUCCUGCGUGUGCUUCUUCUACUAUACUUGGAAGUUUAGCAAACGCGCACGGCUAAACGAGUGUGCUGAGCUACGUUCGUGCCAUACCUUACCAAUUUCGAUUAUAUAUAUUUUAUUCUCUUGUUGAAGACACAUCUUAUCAUAAUGGUGACAAGUCUAUUACCGGCCUCCGCCGCGGCCUUUGCGCCAAGAUCCUCGCCAAACGUUGUCCUACAUUCGAGGGUAGAACCCUGGCUAACGAUGACACUCAAGAGGGUUAACCGGGUCAAGCGCCCUUUAAAUAAUGUCGGCCAGCAUACCAGAUGUUUGACGGAGACGCUCUCAUCGACAAAUGCCAUCUGGACUCUCUGCUCUAUCAUGCUACCCAAGGCACCGGAAUCUGAUCUACCCAAGGAUGACAACCUUCUCGUGGAGGCGCUUUUCAACUACCAGCUUCUCCACAUAGAAGCAUACGUGGUACAUGUCGACAUGGUCUCUCAGAGUGAGGUUGCGUUCAAGUUGACCCCAGAGACCAUCGAGUCUUUGGUUGAAUACCAUAAGGAGGUGUUUUCCGUGGACACUGCUGCCAGCACCUGGAACUGGGCCGAGAAAGAGAUCCAAUUGAAGAAGCUGCAGGAAGAGUUCGUCCAGGCUGCCAACCGGUUCGUAUUCCGCACGGGCGUUCGUGUGCUUGAAGGAAUGGAGGAAGAGGGAGCUGGUGAGCUCCUUGGCGGUCGGAGUGACGAUGCAAAGGCGGCGGUGAUGGGAUUGUUUGUUCCGCUGCUUCCACCACCACCACGAGUCGUCGAUGUGGUGCAACCAACUCCGCUUCUCCCAAGCUCAACCGGUCCUCAAGAUUGGUGGAACAGCCCGAUCCCACAAAACCCACCCGUGCCCGUUGAAUCGUGGCAGGUAGUUCCUUCGAGCCCCAGCACGGCAUCUUCAUGUGACUCACAUCAAAGCCUAUGGGCUAGCAUUACGAUGAGUGAGAUGCACUUGCCAUCACCUGCUCCCUCGCAAAGUCCGCCGUUGUCUACUGCUUCGUACACUGCUGCCGAAUUCUACGACCCUUCGGCCACAACUGCAGCAAUGGCUCCUUUGCUCUUACCGAGUAUGAUUGCACAGCAGCAAUGCAGCGCUUCAGCUGGAAUGGGUGGCUUCGGGUGGAAUGAUCGCAUCGUGGAUCUCGCAUUGCCAUAUGGCACCACGAUGUAACUACACUUGGAGGCAUGGCACCCUCAACCGUUCACACCGCAGAAUGGGGUGGCCGUUCAUCAUAUCUACGACCCAGAUCACCACCCUGACACUCCUUUGACCUGCAUUUACUACACGGCAUGGCUUUCCAUCUGGGCGAACGACCGGGUCCUCGGGGACAAUGAUCUUGGUUUUGAAGGCAUAUACCUACUUGCAUGGCUUUCUUUGACAUCCCUCUAUUGGUGCAUUUUUAGCAAGCGUUGAACUUCCUUUUUUUUAUUAUUAUUAUUCUUUAUUUUUGAUUUUGCAUGAAGAACCGGCGGGUCGGCUGUUUGCCCUUUCCUUUUUUUUGCAUGAUAUACACUCCCAAGUGGAUGAUUCCUUUCGCUUUUGUCUUACAUCCGGCAUUUGAUGUCAUCAAGACCUUGAUGUGCCUCGCGGCUUGAAACGUUUUUCCUUUUUUUUAUGCCUUUCAUUUCUUGCGCAUUAUAGACUGGGCUACAUAUGGAUGGGCAUCGUGGCGGUGGUUUGGCUGGUCCUAUCAUCAAGCGAUGACUACUCCCUGAUUGCCUUUCUAUUGUCUAACCACUUACAUUCGGUACAGGCUGCCGAACUGGCGAUCCAUAAUAUGGAUUGGGUAAGAGUUGGAUCUGCGACAAUGCGGCUCUGCAUACAUCUGGUAUGGUAUUGUAUUCCGCAAUUUGAGUUCACUCUGGUGCGCAAAGGGGCAAACCGUCAUGGCCGAGGAAGGGAGAGGUGUGUCACGCCCGCUUUCUAAUGUCCAUCCGUGAUGGCGUCUGGAAUGGUGGGAGUCAGCGCUUCACAGGAUCUGGGAUCCCUAGUUGCUUGUCUUUCACGGGGCAGAGGCCGCCAUUCUUUCCCGCCCCUGACUGUUUACCUGAAGCUAUCCAAGGCCAGGCUCACCCUUGUUAGGAUCAUCCUCCUUAUCUCCGGGCUGGUUUUGUUUUUGUUCAUCGUUUUGAUUGAUCUUUUUCCUGGAGAAGCCCAGCUCUUGUCUUUCCUCUCCCACUGGAUGGGGAUGGAUUCGGCAAAGCUGGGAAUCAGAUGCUGGAUUUCCUUGUGCUCGUUUCGAAGCUGUGCUUCUGAUCUCUCUUUGUCAAAUCAUCUAUGCAUGUUAAGCUAGUUUGUAUAGUUCGAAAUAUAUAAUUCAUUACAUUCU
Molecule: messenger RNA, 2583 nt
Organism: Coccidioides posadasii C735 delta SOWgp
Lineage: Eukaryota; Fungi; Ascomycota; Eurotiomycetes; Onygenales; Onygenaceae
Source: RefSeq, a predicted model, not a curated record